Messenger RNA from Fraxinus pennsylvanica, 750 nucleotides. The record is from the annotation of a GenBank genome assembly. Lineage: Eukaryota; Viridiplantae; Streptophyta; Magnoliopsida; Lamiales; Oleaceae.
AUGACUCUCGCAUCCUUUUCUUUGGGUUCUUGCAGCAAAGUUCAUGGUCGUGUCUUAAUAACUCCAGCUCAUCAUCGGGCUUGUAGUGACGAUGAAGAUGGUAGUAAUGACAAUGACAGUCAAGAUGGUAAUUCACGAGGUGAUAUUUCAAUAGAAAUGAGAGUUGAUGCUCCCGAUUCAAGUUUGAAUCAAGAGAACAUGAUGAUUGAUGAGCCUAGUCCCCACGAAGUGGCUGAAGUAGAAGCUGGAUGGACUGUAGUUUCAUCCAAGCAAAAUAAAGAAAGAGGAAAUGGUGGUGGACUUGCACUUUCUGCAAAGGACAGGCCAUGCCCAUUUAUUGUCAUGCAAGAAAACUAUGAAGCUUCAAGUGGGCAUCCACUAAAGUUGUUUCCAUUGGACAACAAGCAGCAGGUAGUUAACUUGUCCACAUAUCUGAAUAUCGUUUUCUCGGCUGCCACGAUUUGCGUGCAAUCAACCGUGUGGAAACUUGGCAGCGUGGAUGAGAUCACGGGGCGGAGGUACGUGUCUAGUGGCGGCGUCAUGGGGCGUCCUGGAGUGCAUUCAGUUGACACAUGGUUCAAAAUUGAAAAGUACGGGAAUGGGUAUAAGAUUGUUUGGUGUCCUGCUAGUGCGUGUAAUACUUGCAAGGUUGUGUGUGGUAAUGUGGGUGUAUUUGUUGAAAAUGACAAGAGAUGGCUUGGUUUGAGUGAUGUACCUCUUGUUGUUGUGUUUAAGAGAAGUUCAAAUUAA